CCCUUCCCCCCCUCGACACAAUGAGCCGCGCAUUGAUUGACUUUGCGAUUUUCAUCGCCGAGCUGAUUCUUCGCAUUGUCUUUGACAUUCUGGCUGCGAUUGUCGGUCCUGUCAUCUACAUUCUCGAACGCAUCCGCGCGGGUCCUCGCAAGGACUUUAAGCACAUUCUCAUCACUGGCGGAAACUCUGGCCUCGGUGAAGCGUUGGCGCUCGCAUUCGCCAAGCCGGGCGUCCGCAUUGUGCUGACUGCCCGCGACGCCGCUCGUCUCAAGUCCGUCAGCGAAGCCGUCAGCGCCAAGGGUGCAGAGGUCGUCACUCAUAGCGUCGACGUCACCAAUGCCGAAAAGAUGGCCGAAAUCAUCCAGAAGGAGGACGCUCAGGUCCCUCUUGACUUGGUGAUUGCCAACGCAGGCGUGAGCUCUGGCACGAUCAACACUCCCGGCAUUGCUGAAGCAACCAAGCCUCUGAUGGACAUUAACGUUCAGGGUGUUUUCAACACUGUCUUCCCGAUCAUGGACUCCAUGGUCAAGCGCCGUCGUGGACAAAUCGCCAUCAUGUCGUCCCUUGCUUCGUUUUUCACUCAGCCCGAGCUUGGCGAUUACCACACAUCGAAGUACGCCGUCCGUGCUUUCAGCGAGUCCAUGCGUGGCAUGCUUGGCCGCUACAACGUCGGCAUGUCUGUGAUCUGCCCUGGCUUUGUUGAAUCGCGCAUGACCGCCCAGGCCAAGCGCAACAUUCCCCUGCCCUUCCUCAUGGAGGCCGAGCCCGCUGCGGCCAUCAUGAAGGACGGUCUUGAGCGCAACGUGAGCGUCAUUGCCUUCCCCUUCCCCUUCUCGCUGCUGACCCAGCUCUUUGGUGCCGCGCCCGCUCCCAUCCGCUCCUUCAUUGCGCUUUCCUUUACCAACGCCAAGUUUGUUGCGCGCCGCCUGAAGGUCAACUAAACAGCGUGUUUCUGUUGGUCUGGAUGGGGUUUUAGUUUGGAGUUCAGUUUUUGUUUGUCAGAAUGGUGUUUCUGCUCUUCCCAAUCACACACACACUGCUCAAUGCUUCUUGUGUGAAGUGCGCACGUGUUUCAGCUCUAGUAUACACUUGUUGUCGCUUCAA
This is a messenger RNA of Capsaspora owczarzaki ATCC 30864, 1104 nucleotides long. RefSeq lists its product as hypothetical. Gene Ontology annotation, cellular component: membrane. Bases 21 to 941 code for a protein of 306 amino acids. The record is from RefSeq and is a predicted model, not a curated record. NCBI's taxonomy places the organism in Eukaryota, Filasterea, Ministeriida, Capsasporidae. The transcript is spliced from 6 exons.